This is a messenger RNA of Closterium sp. Yama58-4, 246 nucleotides long. The record is from the annotation of a GenBank genome assembly. Lineage: Eukaryota; Viridiplantae; Streptophyta; Zygnematophyceae; Desmidiales; Closteriaceae.
GAGUGGAACCAGUUGGUGGAUCGGCUGUCCAAUGAGGCAGUUCCUCUCGCAGAGGACGAGCGGGUGAUUGUUCCCUCCGCUGGAGCUGUGCCCCUUCUCGCUCCUACCAUGGCGUCCGGGUUAAUGCUGCGGCUUGAUGCGGAGGGGCGGGCGAUCGACUUUGACGCAUGGCUGCUCAACGCCACACUCCACCUGCGGAGCCAGCUCCUGGGUAACGUCACCCUGACCAGGAGGCUCACCGCGUAG